UUGUAAAAAUGUCUAAGAGUCAUGAUGAAGAACACACACAGAAGGCCUUCGGUUGGGCAGCAAGAGACAACUCCGGAAUUCUCUCCCCAUUUCACUUUACUAGGAGAGUCAAUGGAGAUGAAGAUAUUACCAUCAAGAUACUUUACUGUGGAAUCUGCCAUGCAGACCUUCACGUUACAAGGGAUGAAUUUGGAUCUGGUGUUUUCCCUGUUGUUCCUGGGCAUGAGAUCGUUGGGGUAGUGACCCAAGUCGGAAGCAACGUAGAGAAAUUCAAGAUUGGAGAUAAAGUAGGAGUGGGGAACUUGGUUGGCUCUUGCCGUGCUUGCGAAAACUGCCAACAAGAACUGGAGCCCUAUUGCCCCAAAGCAGAAACUACAUACACCAUGUUUGAUUUCGGGACCGGAAAGAAAAACUACGGUGGAUAUUCCGAUUUCUAUGUUGUUAAUGAGCACUUUGUCGUUCGUUUCCCUGAAAACCUGCCGUUAGAUGCCGGAGCUCCGUUAUUAUGUGCCGGAAUCACUAUAUAUAGCCCCAUGAAAUACUAUGGACUGGAUAAGUCAGGAAUGCAUUUGGGUGUGGUUGGGCUCGGUGGACUUGGGCAUGUGGCUGUCAAGUUUGCUAAGGCCUUAGGCAUGAAGGUGACUGUGAUCAGUACAUCUCCAAGCAAGGAGAAGGAAGCCAUUGAUCGACUUGGGGCUGAUUCAUUCUUGGUCAGUAAGGACUCAGACCAAAUGAAGUCUGCGGUGGGCACAAUGGAUGGGAUUAUAGAUACGGUUUCUGCACCUCACCCUUUUGCACCGUUGAUUGAUCUAUUAAAGACUCAUGGGAAGCUAGUGGUGGUGGGUGGAUCAGUAAAACCAGUGGAGCUGCCAAUCUUUCCACUUCUUAUGGGGAGGAAGCUAGUUGGGGGAAGUGCAGCUGGUGGGUUGAAGGAAACACAAGAAAUGAUAGAUUUUGCAGGGAAGCACAACAUAGUGGCUGAUAUCGAACUUAUAUCGAUGGAUUAUGUGAACACUGCUAUGGACCGACUUGCAAAAGGAGAUAUUAGAUAUCGAUUUGUCAUUGACAUAGCUAAUACCUUAAAUGUUAAUUAAGA
This is a messenger RNA of Telopea speciosissima, 1096 nucleotides long. Its product is annotated as probable mannitol dehydrogenase. Gene Ontology annotation, molecular function: cinnamyl-alcohol dehydrogenase activity; zinc ion binding. The transcript is spliced from 5 exons. The record is from RefSeq and is a predicted model, not a curated record. Bases 9 to 1094 code for a protein of 361 amino acids. Gene Ontology annotation, biological process: lignin biosynthetic process. NCBI's taxonomy places the organism in Eukaryota, Viridiplantae, Streptophyta, Magnoliopsida, Proteales, Proteaceae.